This is a messenger RNA of Hypomesus transpacificus, 2916 nucleotides long. RefSeq names its product zinc finger protein 862-like. The record is from RefSeq and is a predicted model, not a curated record. Lineage: Eukaryota; Metazoa; Chordata; Actinopteri; Osmeriformes; Osmeridae. The transcript has 10 exons. The coding region runs from base 312 to 2792 and encodes 826 amino acids. Gene Ontology annotation, molecular function: protein dimerization activity.
AUCUCUUUACACAAUAAAAAGUGCUAUAAAAAAUAUUAUAUUUCAAUACAAUGUUGUCAGUGUAUUGUUGGAGUCCCGACCCGACCCUUAGAAAACAAGCGAUUCCCUGAAAGUUAUCUGGUCGCAAGUUUUCGGUAAAAUGCAGUUGGGUUGUCGAGGUAAAAACAUUAUGCUAGGUUAUAUGUAGCACCUGUGAAUCAAUAAACGUAUUAUAAAUAAUAUUAUGUAAUGUUUUUACUUUAACACAAUGUUUGCUGCUUCAAUUCAGAUGAGUAUAGAAAAGUACUUUGUGAAAAAGGCACGUAUUGAGGAUGAGGACCAGCCAGAACCGGAGGUAUCAGUCUGAAACAGCGCUGAACAGUCCGACCAGUAUAGUAAUUAGUUUUGUUAUUAAUUUGUUUACAAUAUUUCAGGCUUCAACCAGUGCUGCUCAGUCAAAAAGACAGGGUCAGGGAGAGAAAGAAAUAGUUUCUUUAGGCCUUGAAGAAAGAGUAGGAGAGGAUGACGGCAUCCAUGCUGCUGUGAGAGAGACUGCUGAAACAACAGGUAAGGUGUACAAACAGAUGUGGACACAGGCAGGUAAGAAAGCAGGUUCCAGGACAAGGGAAAUCAUUUAUAUUCUUCUGUUUCUAGCAGACAGGACUUUGGCAACAUCCAAAGGCACCAAACACAGGGGCACUGGAUUCAACCCUGAGUGGUUGAACAUGCUUCAGUUCAAGCCAUGGUUGUACCACACACAGCAUGGGAUGUUUUGUAGACUGUGCAGGCAUCACAAGCCUGCACCCAAGAAAGGUGCCACAAAGAGGGCUUUUGUUGAGUUCGGGGCCAAUACCUACAGGCAAGACUAUUUGGAGCGGCACAUCACCAAAGAGCACCACCAGGAAAGCAUCAGAUGCCAGGCAUCACUUGCAUCCGGUGUCUCUGUAAUGGACUCGUUUGAGCCUACUAUUGUGCUAGAGCACGAGGCCGUCAUUGGUGGCUUCAAGUGUCUCUAUUGGCUGGUAAAAAAUGAAAAGGCCCACCACACCAACUACUCAAAGCUUCUGAGCCUGGCAGAGCUUUUGGGCUGUGAUUACUUUAAGAAGUUAAAGAUUGACCACAGGAACAAUUACAGGUCUCAUAGAAUAAUUGAUGAGAUGCUUGAGAUUUUAUCUCAUGAAAUUGAGGAGCCUAUUCUGAUGGCCAUAAGAGCAUCACAGGCAAUUAGCCUGGAAAUAGACGAAAGCACAGAUGUGUCUGUGUCCAGGCAGCUCGAUCUGCAUGUCAGAUACAUGGAUAAAGAGGGAAAAGUAGUGAACCAAUUUCUGGAUCUUGUCACUGUUCCGGAUGGAAAAGCUGACACCAUUGUGUCAGCUGUUAAAAAAGUGCUACUAGAGAAAGGUAUCCCAACAGAGAGGCUGUAUGGGCUCGGGACUGAUGGGGCAGCCGUAAUGACAGGUAAUUAUUUUAAACCAUGUGAGAGUAUCUUGGCGGUUGAAUCCCUAAAUAUUGUGACUAAAUGUUGUUUUUUAAAUCUAGGGCGUUUGAAUGGGGUUGCAAAGCAGCUAACUGACAGCUUCCCCAAACUUGUGACCGUGGCCUGUGCUGCCCACAGACUGGCCCUUGCCUGCAAAGAUGCAUCAAAUGAUGUGAAAUACAUGGCCACUUUCAGAAACCACUUGCAGGACCUCUACCUGUAUUUUAGAAACAGUGCAAAUCGUACUGCCACUCUCAAGGCUGCAUCCAUAACCCUGGGUGUCAGUGACUUGAAGCUUAAGGAAGUGAAGGACACACGCUGGCUCUCACAGCACAAGGCCAUUGAGACCCUACAGAGGAACCUGAGUGCCGUCCUUGGAGCCUUGGCAGAGGAGGCAGAGGUGCGCAAAUGUCCUGGGGCAAAGGGACUCUACACAUUCUGUGCUACGUACAGAUUUGUGGCUGCCGUGUACCUCCAGGCCGAUGUUUUGCCCCACCUCGCCUGCCUCUCUAAAAUCUUUCAGAAAGCACAUGUUAAUUUCUUACAUAUCAAAGAGCAGGUUCCUGUGACAAUCCAGACUCUAAAAAAUAUAAAUGAGGCUGGACAAACUCCACUCCCUGGAUCCUUCUUGUCUCGCCUCCAUGAGGAUCUUGAUGAUCCCCAAGGACUUGGAGCCUUUAACAUUCAGCACGAGGAGGAGAGGGAUAGGAGAGGGCGAGAGGUCCAAGAUGAGUCACGGGUGGGGAAAUGGGCCAGAUUCCAGCGAGAGAUCAUUCACCCGUACAUAACCGGCCUGGUAAAAAAUCUGGAGAAGAGAUUCCAUAAUCUGGACAUCCUUGGAGCCUUCCAUGUCUUGGGGCCACAGUCAGCUACUCUAAAAGAUGACACAGUGAAUAUCGCUCAUCUGCAGACUCUUUCAAGGAAAUGUUGCCCUCAACAUGAGAAGGAAGUAGUUCAGGAGUGGCUCUCGUUCAAGAACCAUGUCCUUACUGGGAUAUUCAAGAACAAGAACCAGGAGGAGCUCUUGAGUUUACUGGCAAGUGAAUUUGAUGAGUGGGCCAACCUCUACCCCUGCCUGAGCCUUCUUGCGAGCAUUGCUCUGGUUAUCCCUGUUUCCUCAGUCAACUGCGAACGGGAUUUCUCCACAAUGAACAGAGUGAAAACAGACCUCAGGAACCAACUACAGAGAGAACACCUGGCAGCUUGCCUGAGGAUCUCCAUCAAUGGACCAUCUCCUGAAGCCUUCCCGUAUAAUAGGGCAUUAGAAACUUUUUUUAGCAAGCCCCGCAAAAUACGUUGCUCCAACAAAAGUUGCAGACUUUGCUACAAGAAGUAGUAUAGGGUGUGACGUGUACUGUACUAAAGUUUAGGGAAGUUGUGUAUAGUGUGAAUAAUAUAGUUCUAUAUUUAGUGAUGUGUUUUUUUAUAUGACGAGGCCCCCCCCCCCCCCCCCCCCCCCC